UGACGCACGUGCUGCGUGCAGCCAGACGUUCGUCGUCUUGUAGUUCUAGGGUUCAUGUGGGUUUGGCUGAAUUCUAAAUUCGAGCAUAUAGGCUACCUGUAUCUGGGGGCGCAGAGAAUAAAUAUUGAGGAAAUAUUGAUCGAAGUUGUUAUAUACGAAUAUAAAGGAUCGACGUAGGCGCAGGAUUGAAGACAUGAAGAAAUCCAGGAGAAGAUGGAGAGUAAAUUAUACUACUCGUUAGAUUGCACAGAGGACCUGAAUACUCUCUUGUCAAACACCGAAGAAGAAGGGCUGCAAAUUGAGAGGACGAAAACGCUGUUUGAGGAGAUCCGCGCCUCUGUCAAUAACAAUGAUGAGCAGGACCGGUCCUUCUGGAGGCCUGUGCUGCCAUGGGGCGGUGUCUACACCAUCCGGGCGGGGAGGAAGGCCAUCUCCUGCAUCCCCCUGUACGUUAAGAUAAGCUUGAAGAACACGUGCACCAUCGACGGCUUCCUCAUGCUCCUCUACGUCAUCUUGCGCGAAAACCAGACCUUCCCCCGUGAGGUGGGCAUUUUCCUUGGCAAGGAGUUUGUGGACCAUUUCCUACAUCUGAUGGAUUCCUAUGACUACACCACCGUCAAGCUGCUGUGGAUCUGGGACAGGAUGUCCAAGCAGCAGUACCGGUCCGAGAUUCAUCGGGCGGCGUUGGAGAUCGACCUAUUUGGCAACGAGCACGAGAACUUCACCAAGAACUUGGAGAACCUGAUGUCUACCGUGCAGGAGAGCCUCUGUACCAACUGGGGCUGCCCUGCCCGCUUUCAGGAGCUCCUCAAUCAGACCAUUAACAUCAACCCGCCUCUUGAGCCGCCUCACAGAGACCUAAUUCAGUCAGCUGUGGACGAGUUCUUCUGUCCCAAGAUCCUUCUGUGCAAAGAAAUGGGGAGUCGGCGUUUAAGCGUCCCUGGCUACUGUCUGUGCUGCAGGUGUGAUGGGCUGAGGGAGUUCUCCCAAAGGGUCUUCUGCCAUGGACCUCCUCCCUUUGUCAUCCUCAACAUGCAGCUGUGGAAGUCUGAGGACCUGGCCUACGUUCCGUACCACCUCGACCUCUCCCAGCACAGGUACUUGCUAGAGGGCGCCACCCUGUUCAGCAAAGAGGAGCACCACUACUCGGCAGCAUUCCAGAUAGACGGAAACUGGCUUCACUACGACGGGCUGCGCAGUGACAACCUGAUCCUGCUGAACAGGCCCCCGGAGCUGUUGCUCCUCUCUUCGCUGGUCUACAUCCGUGCGUCUGAUAAGUGAGAACCGCCCUGAGGGAGCGCAGCAAACCCCACUGCCUUUCUGCAGCGACUCCAAAAGCAUUACUUACCUUCGCUUGUCAUUUUCAGGUCAAUACUGCACUUCUUCCCAAGCUUUAGUUAUCUCUGUCUCGAUUGUGACUUCACUUCCGGGAGGGGCUAGGAAGUGCAGCAGUUGUUUGAGCACUAGCGGAGCUCCUCCCAAGUGUAAGUUUAUGUUAAUUUUGCCAUUUAUAUAAAGAAAAAAAGAUCAAGCCAACCGUUUUCAUUUUGGGAGGUAACUUGUUACAUGUAUUGCUUAUUUUUGUACUCUUUAGAUAUUUCAUUAAACUUCUUCAAGGAUUAUGUGCUCUAUCAGGCCAGACUGUGACUGCUUAAAUCUCACUGCACAUAAUAGCGUCUCCUUUUUAAGCUUGCUUGGAAUCCAAGAAUAUGUAUGGACUAUAAUAGUUCUGGGGCCCGUGUGCAUAAAACAAUCUGAGAUGCUUCUUAAGGAUGAAAGGUGGGAGAUUAUUGGUCAGCAAGAAAUUGUGUUUGUGAGUGCUCUCAUAGCGGUGCCAGACGAACCCUUGUACAAAACUGUUGUACCAAAAAAUGUUGUUCAGAUCAAGCAUAUUGCUUAAAAUGUAUGUUUACAACGUUAAUGUUAAAUCGAGAAGAAACUUCCAGUCAAACUAUAAAGAAUGUGUAAGAAAUACCAGUGGGCAUUGCCAGGCAUUUUCCUCAGUGGUUUAGUGAACCAAAUAAUCUGAUAACUUUGUUUUAAUUUCCCCCUAAUAUUUCAGUAAUUUAGUUCAUUCCUACAGUAAUAAGUAAAGAAGUAAUGCACCAAUAUACUGUUUUCAUCAGUGAGCCUUUGUUACUGCAGCAGAGGUUUAAACUCACAGUUGAAAACUUUGGAUGUGCAAGCAAAUAUAUUUAUAAACAUAGGUACUGGUCAUUCUUCUUUCAAGAUUCAUCUUUCAGGAAUUAUUCUGAAUUCAUUUAGGGGUGGUAUCAUGUACAUUAGCCUUAUGAUGCUAAUACUACAGAAAAUUUCAAACCAAUUACAAUUUUUAUUUUUGAUCUUGAUAGUCGCUGAAAUGCAUUAUUCAGAUCUCUUGUCCUUCAUAAACAUGUCUAUUCGGGGGAUAUCUUGAAAUCAACACUACCUGUCUCUUGAAAUUGUAUGCAUGCAGGCCUUGAUUUCAGAAACUGGUGCUUGGGAUGGGGUUUCUACAGAGAUAGCUGGAGGCGAUCAACAGGGCUGAUUUGCAUUUUUAUAAAAGAUAUAUUUGGAUUCAUCCGGUAUGUUUGGUUUCCAUUUUGUUAUGAUCUACCAGCUCUUGUAGAAUUUGAAAAUAUGUCUUGAUGUCUGAACUUAAAACUAAAUUAUAGCCUACAUAUGCGCAUGACUGUUAAGCUGAACUUUUUGUGCAUUACAGAAUUGAUUAUCCAAAAUUAAGAGCAGUAGACUAUAGUGUGUGGUGAUUGAGUUUCAAGUAGGCAGUGUUUCAGUUUGUACAGGUGGAUUAUCAUUAGUCUUACUAGAAUACAGAUGUCCAGUUAGUGUGCACUGUCAACCACACUCUUAAAAUGAGUAAUUAUUGCAUUUCAAUUGAAUGCUUAGAAAGUUCUGUUUUGAAUACUGAAACAGUAUGUUCUCUUAUUUUAAGAAAUAUUGCUUCAGAAAAAGUAGUAAAUGAAAUGAAUUUUCCAUAAAAACAGUAUUUUAAAAAAAACUGCUAAGAAAAACUGCCCAUUCUGUUACACACAUUCACAGUGUGUAACAUUACAAUCCCUUAGCAGAUACUCCAAACUUGCAGAAGUGCUCAUUUUGAAAAGUAUAAUUUUGGAUUUAAACUGGUCAGAUCAUUGUUGGUGCUAGAAUUCAUGUAUUCUCCCAUGGUUUUACACCUCGUAGACAAACAUCUUACAACUCAUACAGUGUGCAUAAGUGUCUGUGAUACACUGCUUUGAAUGGAAACAGUCACUAGAAUCAUGACAGCACCACAUUAUUCAAUAUUACUGUUCUUAUUGUUUGAGUUGAAAGUUCUCAUUUAUAACCAUGUAAUAAUUGAUCUAUUUUUUUAAUUAAAAUUUUUGUAUUCUGUCAUGAA
This is a messenger RNA of Conger conger (European conger), 3376 nucleotides long. It is a transcript of the gene dorip1, whose product is annotated as chromosome 1 C14orf28 homolog. The transcript has 5 exons. Bases 214 to 1281 code for a protein of 355 amino acids. The record is from RefSeq and is a predicted model, not a curated record. Lineage: Eukaryota; Metazoa; Chordata; Actinopteri; Anguilliformes; Congridae.